AUGGCAACGAAAGCUGAAAUUCAAUCUGAUGAACGAUGGGUGUUUGAGAAAGGUUUUCAAAAUAACCCUGAAACUCCAGAACCUGUCGAACUCCAAGUAAAAGGAAACAUUCCGAAAUGGGUGGAAGGUGUAUUACAUCGUAAUGGACCAGGAACGUUCGAAAUCCCCGUCGAGAAAAAUAAAUCCGUGUUUAAAUUUCAUCAUUGGUUUGAUGGGCUUGCUCAAGUACAUCGAUUUGAAAUCCGUGAUGGCAAGGUCACGUAUCGUAGUCGUAGUAUUGCAACUGCUAUUGAAAAAGCGAUCGCGGAAAAUGGAAGGAAUCCCGAUAUUACUUUUGCACAAGAUCUAUUAUCGGCGAAAACGCACCGACAACUAGUAGCCCAGACGGACGCUAAUAUCUUAAAAACACUCGAUCCAAUCACCCUCGAACCGAUAAAAGUUUUCAACUUUUCGGAAUACGAUCCACGCCUUAAUGGAGAAAUGUCCCCUGCGCAUCCACAAUAUGAUGCCUCGACCGGAGAAUUUAUUAGUUUUACACAAAAGAAUGGGCCGAAAACAAAAUAUACGGUUUUUUCGAUUCGUAAAGAUCUGGAAACGGGAAAACCAAUUACGAAAAUUCUUUCUACAAUUGAAGCGUCGAAGAGUGUUUAUUUGCAUAGUUUUUCGUUGACAAAGAAAUACGUUAUUCUUAUUUUGUGGCAAUGUGAUCUUGGAUGGAAUGGGCUAAAAGUAGUCUGGAACAAAAACCUCAUGAAAGCAUUUAAACCAUGGAAUAAAAAUGAAUCUACUUACUACUAUGUAAUCGACAGAGACCGGCAAAAACACGUCGCGACAUAUACUUCUCCAACGUAUUUCUGUUUCCAUACAUUAAACGCUUGGGACGAAAACGAUGACAUCAUGUUAGAUUUGAUACAAUAUGAAGAUAAUAAUAUCAUUGAAGAACUUGCAUUACCAGUGUUAUUGGGUGAAUUAAAGGCCAAUGAAGAAUUGUUAAUAUCGAAGAGUAGAUUAACUCGAUAUCGACUUCCUAAAGUAUCAGAAAAAUUAACGUCAGUUGCUGCUAGCGAACAUCCGAAAAAAUUACCGUCUGCUGAAACAGUGUUUCAAAAACAUCGGUUCGUUUAUGGCGGAAACACUUCUAAAUCCAAUGGCCGGCUUCUAGACGCAAUACUAAAACUCGAUCUCGAGCGAAACCCCGACGGAUCAUUUUCAUACAAAAAGUGGGAACAAUGGUCAUGCACUCCUAGCGAACCGAUCUUUAUUCCGGCUCCUAACGCAGUCGAAGAAGAUGAUGGAGUAGUGCUAAGUGUCGUGCUAGAUGGGAUAAAAGGUACAAGCCUCUUGUUGGUGCUGAAUGCAAAAUCUUUUAACGAGAUUGCGAGAGCUGAACUUGAAUAUGGAAAAGUUAUCCCGUAUGGUUUUCAUGGUGUAUGGAAGAACGAAAAUUAG
This is a messenger RNA of Ambispora gerdemannii, 1449 nucleotides long. The record is from the annotation of a GenBank genome assembly. NCBI's taxonomy places the organism in Eukaryota, Fungi, Glomeromycota, Glomeromycetes, Archaeosporales, Ambisporaceae.